Molecule: messenger RNA, 3810 nt
Organism: Theileria annulata
Lineage: Eukaryota; Apicomplexa; Aconoidasida; Piroplasmida; Theileriidae
Product: U5 snRNP subunit, putative
Exons: 7
Coding region: 1-3810 (1269 amino acids)
Biological process (GO): mRNA splicing, via spliceosome
Cellular component (GO): U4/U6 x U5 tri-snRNP complex; cytosol; U2-type catalytic step 2 spliceosome
Molecular function (GO): GTPase activity; GTP binding; U5 snRNA binding
Source: RefSeq, a predicted model, not a curated record
AUGGAUCAAAAUUUGUAUGAUGAAUUUGGUAAUUAUAUUGGACCAGGAUUUGAAGAUGAUUAUGAUAAUGGUUUUAAUUCUGAUAUUUCAGAUACUGAAUCCAAUUAUAAUUCCAAUCAUAAUAAUAAAAUACAAGAUUCUAUAGAUAAUUCUAUAGAUAAUUUAAAAGUAGAUUCUGUAGUAGAUUCUCUAAAAGAUUCUAUUAAUUCCCUAAAAGAUUCAGUAGAUUCUAUAAAUUCUCUAAAAGAUACGGUAAAUGAGGAAGAAGUAUAUAAAGGAGUAGAAGUAUAUAUUAGAGAAGAAGAUAUACAAACAAUAGAAAUACCAAUAAUAAAAUCAAAUGAAAUAAAUAAAAGAAAGAAAUAUAAAUUAGAUUCAGAUAUAACAUUAAAGAAUUUUCAUAUAUUAGAAGAGAAUUUACCAGAAAAUAAAUUUAAUUUUCAAUUUCUAUCAUCAAUUACUAAAAACCCACAAUUUAUACGUAAUAUUUGUAUUGCUGGUAAUUUUCAUGAUGGUAAAACUACUUUUAUUGAUCGUUUAAUAGAAUUUACACGUCAACAUACCCAUACCCAUACAUUUCAUACCAAUUCUCACUAUAAUACCAAUAAUUCUAAUUCUCCAAAUAAUAGUACAAAUUCUCAUAAAUCUACUGUAAAGUAUAAUAAGUAUAGUAAUAGGAAUGGUGAUAUGGAAUAUAAUAGAUAUAUGGAUAAUAGAAUGGAUGAACAAUUAAGAGAAUUGAGUAUAAAGAGUACACCAAUAUCAAUAAUAUUAGAGAAUAGAUUAUAUGAGAAGAUAAAUGAAGAGAGUAAUUAUCCGAAAUAUAAAUCAUAUUUAUUUAAUAUAUUUGAUACACCAGGACAUGUGAAUUUUAUGGAUGAGUUUGUAUAUUCUUUAGCUAUUUGUGAUGGUUGUGUAUUAAUUGUUGAUGUAUUAAUUGGAUUAACUAAAGUAACUGAACAAAUUAUUAUUCAAUGUUUACAAACUGGUGUACACAUGUGUUUAAUUUUAAAUUGUAUUGAUAGAUUAAUAUUAGAAUUAAAAUUACCACCUGCUGAUGCUUAUCUUAAAAUACAACAUACAAUUAUUGAAAUUAAUCAAUUUAUUUAUUCCUCCAGUACGGUGCUUGGUCACACAGGUACUACUAGUACUAAGGUUAGUAGUAGUAAUACUAAUACUAAGGAAACCCAUUUUGGGGAUAAGGAAACCCCUUUUGGGGGUACCUUAGGACCAAGCACCGUAACGGAAUUAUUUGAUCCUAAAAAUAAUAAUGUAGGAUUUGGAUCAAGUAAAUUUGGUAUAUUUUUUACAUUGAAAUCAUUUGCAACUUUAUAUACAAAUGAUAAUGUAACACAAUUCUCGAAAUUGUUAUAUGGUAAUUAUUAUUAUGAUCCUAUACAUAAUAUUAUUACUACCAAUAAUACUACUACUAAUAGUACUCGUACUAAUGGAGUGGGUGUUAAUGGUAUGAGUGAUGGAUUGGAUGGUACGAGUGAUAGAGUUAAUGGUAUGGAAGAAGGAAAUAACGAAAUAGAAUUGGAAAGAACAUUUGUAGUAUUUAUAUUGGAACCUUUAUAUAAAUUAAUAUCACAUAUUGCUAGUGAUGAAAAAGAAGAUUUAGAUCUUAUAUUAUCUGAUUUAUCCAAUUCUUUAUUCAAUACUAAAUUAACACAUACUAAAAAUACGAAUUUUAAUACUGAAGAUUUGGAUACUGAAGAUUAUGAUAUGGAAGAUGUGGAUAUGGAAGACGAGGAAGAUGAAGAAAAUUCUUCUAUAGAAAAUUCUUUUAAAAAUAAUAAGAAAAAAAUAAUAUUAAGAAAAUUAGAUUAUAAAUUAACAACGAAUAAGAUAAUACGUAAAGUAUUUAAUCAAAUAUUUACAGAUGCAUCAGCAUUUGUAGAUUUGAUAUUAACAACAAUACCAUCAUCAUUAGAGAAUAAUUUGAAUAAAUUUAUAUGUCAUUAUAGUGGUACACUUUAUAAGAAUUUGUUAAAUAGUGUUGGAAAUUGUGAUCCAUCAGGUCCAUUAAUAAUAUUUAUAACGAAAAAUUAUUAUUUUGAUGAUGGAUUUAGUUUAUUUGGUAGAAUUUUUAGUGGUACAAUAUUUAAAGGACAAAAAGUUAAACUUUUAGGUCCAAGUUAUACAUUAGAUGAUGAUGAAGAUGUUAUUAUACGUAAUAUUUCUAAUAUUUGGAUUUAUGAAGGUCGAUAUCGUAUUGAAGUUACUAAUAUGACUGCUGGGAAUUGGGUUAUGUUAUCUGGUAUUGAUUUAUCACAUUAUAAAAUUACUACUAUUGUUAAUUCCUCCAGUACGGUGCUUGGUCCAACAGAUACUAAUGGACCUAAUACUAUUACUAAUGGACCUAAUACUAAUACUAAUGGAGUUUAUAAUAAUAAGGAAGCCCCUUUCGGGGCUGUUGAUACUGGUGCCGUUGGAGCAAGCCCCGUAACGGAAGAACUAGAAUUAAUGAAAAUAAUAACAAAUAUAAAAUGUAUUAGACCAAUAUUUAAAAUAGGAUUAGAACCAUUGAAUCCAAAUGAAUUACCAAAAAUGAUAAAUGGAUUAAGAAGUAUAGAAAAAAGUUAUCCAGGUUCAUUAGUCAAGGUAGAAGAAAGUGGAGAACAUAUAAUACUUGGUACAGGAGAAUUAUAUUUAGAUUGUAUAUUACAUGAUCUAAGAUUAUUUGGUAAUUUAGAAAUUAAAGUCUCGGAUCCUGUUGUUAAAUUCAGUGAAACUAUAACUGAAUCCACUUCUCUCAUAACAUUUACACAUACAAAUAAUCUUAAAAAUAAAUUAUACAUGAUCUCACAACCAUUAGAAAGUAAUAUUUCUACUUUACUAGAUUCUACAAUAGGAGUUAAUAGUAUAAGAUUGGAUAGUGGAUUGAAUGGUAUGGGAUUGAAUGGUGGAUUGGAUAGUAUGGGAUUGAAUGGAGUUAAUAGAGGAGUUUAUAGAGGAGUAGGAAUGAGUAGUAUGGGUAUGAGUGGAUUGGAUAUGGAAUUGAAUAAAGAAUGGGAUAUAUUGGAUAUAAAGAAUGUAUGGUCAUUUGGUAAUGGUAUACCAGAUGUAUUAAUAAAUGAUACAAUACCUAAUGAAGUUGAUAUAAAUUUAUUAAAUCAUAUUAAAUCUUCUAUUAUACAAGGAUUUCAAUGGGCUAUUAAAGAAGGACCAUUAAUUGAAGAACAUAUUAGGUACUGCGUUACGGUGCUUGCAACAGCAGCUCCGAUAUCACCACUUACAAGCACCGUAACACCAAAUGUUAAAUUUCGAUUAAUAAAUUGUGAAUUAUCAAAUGAAUAUAUUAAUAUUACACCAGGACAAAUUAUACCAGCCACAAGGAGAUUAUGUUAUUCAUCAUUUUUAUUGAGUACACCAAGAUUAAUGGAGCCGAUAUUAUUUAGUGAAAUAUUUUGUCCAGCAGAUUGUGUAUCAGAAGCAUAUAAAAUCUUAUCAAAAAGACGUGGACAUGUACUUAAAGAUAUGCCGAAACCUGGUACACCUUUCUAUAUAGUACAUGCAUAUCUACCAGCCAUUGAAUCUUUCGGUUUUGAAACUGAUCUUAGAGUUGAUACAAGUGGACAAGCAUUUUGUUUAUCAAUGUUUGAUCAUUGGAAUAUUGUACCAGGAGAUCCUCUAGAUAAAUCAAUAAUAUUACGUACAUUGGAACCAGCACCAAUACCACAUUUGGCACGAGAAUUCCUAGUCAAAACACGUAGACGUAAAGGAUUAACAGAAGAUGUAUCAAUUAAUACAUUCUUUGAUGAAGAAAUGAUUACAUCAUUAGCAGAAAAUUUACAAGAAUUUUAUUAA